GCCUGUGAAUGUGACUCACAAUUUCAGGUGGCUCACUGGUGGAGCAAAAUUUGAGUUGCCAGAUUCUGUAGCACGCAGGUGCUCCUUUGAAAGCUGUCUGUUAUCACUGGACGUUAUCUGAGUAGCCAUGUCAGAGAUUAAGUCGUGGUCGUUUUGGAGGGCAGUUCUGGCGGAGUUCUUGGGAAUGAUCAUCUUUAUUUUCAUGGGCCUCUCUGCUGCAGUAGGAGAUCCAAAUGAUUUGAACCUUGAUCGUGAGAUCAAAGUGGCAUUUGCCUUCGGCCUGGCCAUCGCCACGCUAGCCGAGUGCAUAGGUCACAUUAGCGGUGCACACCUGAAUCCUGCCGUCACCCUGGGCCUGGUGACCAGCUGUCGUAUAAGUAUUCUCAGAGCCCUCUUCUACAUGUUGGCUCAGAUGUUGGGGGCAGUGGUUGGCAGUGCCAUUGUGUAUGGUAUCAGGGCAGAACAUAUUGAUUCACUUGGAGUUAAUGAGCUAAAUGGUAUCAGCCCAGCUCAAGGUUUUGGCAUGGAGUUCAUGCUCACUCUGCAGCUGGUUCUGUGCUUGGUGGCACUCCAUGACAAAAGACGUGACAUUGGCGGAUUUGCACCUCUGGCAUAUGGCUUCUCUGUAACGCUUGGACAUCUUGCUGGGAUCUCCUACACGGGAUGUGGGCUCAAUCCAGCUCGAUCCUUUGGACCUGCAGUUAUACAGAAGGCGUUCAAUGAUCACUGGGUGUACUGGGCUGGACCGAUGAGUGCUGGAGUGGUGGCAGCGCUUCUGUAUAAUUAUGUGCUGGCACCCAGUGAUGAGAGCUUCAAAGAAAAAACUAAAAUCUUGCUCUGCUGGGCCCCGGAACAGGAACAGGAACGUGAAACAGAGCCCCUGCUGGAGGAUGUUGUAGAAUAAUCAAAGGAGCCAGUCUGAAAACAAAUUCUGCUAUAUCAAAUAAAAAGAGAAAAGCUA
Pundamilia nyererei is the source of this 961-nucleotide messenger RNA. Its product is annotated as aquaporin-1-like. Bases 128 to 904 code for a protein of 258 amino acids. The transcript has 4 exons. Gene Ontology annotation, cellular component: membrane. Gene Ontology annotation, biological process: renal water transport; carbon dioxide transmembrane transport; hyperosmotic response. Gene Ontology annotation, molecular function: glycerol transmembrane transporter activity; ammonium channel activity; water channel activity. The record is from RefSeq and is a predicted model, not a curated record. NCBI's taxonomy places the organism in Eukaryota, Metazoa, Chordata, Actinopteri, Cichliformes, Cichlidae.